CUCAUUGUUCUCCCUCUCGAGUUUUUCUUAUUCAAUGGGAAGCAAAUUAGAUUUUUGGAGAGACUCAACAAGAUAUACUACCGUCGGACUACCCGGCGAGCUGCUGUUGCCCACGAUUCUCCUUUGUCUCCUCAUCGACGGAUUCGUCCGCCGUCUCGCUUCCAGAACUUGUCGACUGUCUUUUUCCCAAUGCUCCUACCCGUUUUCUUUUGUUUUUUAUGCGACAGCUGUUUAAUUCGGGAAAAGUAGAGUACAGCAACGCGAGUAAGCCACUUUGCAACUCGCCACCUACUUAGCCGUCUUACGGCUCGCGCCUCAUCUUUUUUACACGGGCCUGUGCAGCUAACUGAAGGAACGAGAACAGGGAACCAAACAGGGCAAACCGUUGAGUUUUUAUCGCUAGUAUUUUCAUCUCAGUGGAACAAAAGGAGAUAUCGUUGUUCGGGCAUCUUUUUUUAUGGUCAAGUGUGUUGAGGCAGACAUACGACUCAAUUGAGCUGGGGCCUCGGGUACACAAUCGAUGCGGAAGAAAGAUUUUCUCCAAGGCAUCGAUUCCCGAAUUCGCCACUUCCACUACUUGUUACCAAACACUAUUAGGGGCGUGCUUCCGGCCGUGGAAGAGUAACGCCUUCCAGAAGGUCGAUUCUGUGAAAACCUUGUCCACCGCUUGUUCGUUCGUCUCCGUUUCUGUUCCUGUUCCUCUGCAAGCAGGGUCUCUUCUGUGUUUGUACCAUCCCUGGUCUCUAACAGCGUAGUUUCUUUGUCCCGUGGUGAACGAAUCCAUUUUCCUUCUCUUGCCUUUCAUUUGGGAGAGAGGGUGGUGCCGUUAAGCACUUGCGAAGAAACGCGACAGUAACAUAUGAAGCGGUGAAAGACAACUGAGACGGAACUCAAGCCAAGCGGAGAGAGAGACUGGAAACGAGCCUGGACAUGUGGGGGUGCGGUGAAAAACCUCGGGAGGCGAGCACUUCGCAGUUUUCCGAGAUGUCAACUGACCAAACAAGGUCGACGCCUCUCCAGCUUUCUGUGUUACGAGUUUUGCACUAGACAGGAGCGCUUCUAGGAGGUCCACCAGGCUCCUUUGUAUUUGUUGUGGAGUGGUUUUCCAGUCUUGUCAAAAGGAGUCUUUCUGUCUCCGUACCCGUUUCCCUGUCUUCUGUUGUUUGUUUCUUACUGCACAUCGUUCUCACUCAAAGUUUCUAUAUGACCUUUUUCGUUCUUUUUUUCACUUGCAUGUGUGCCCUUAUGUUCUUCUUUUCGCGGCCUUUCUCCCUCUUCUCCGUCUGGCGCUUUUCCCUCCUCAGCAUUCCACCCCAAAACUGCCACCGUCUUUCCUUCUGGUCUUCCCCAUUUGGGUCGUGUUCGUUUGCUCCUUCUUCCGGCAGUUCAUUGCUUAUUUUCACAAGGCGAAGCCUACCGAGAACUGGGCGGUCAUUCUCCACAGCUUUACGUGACAUCUGAGGGUGUGGGGUAGCGGUGUACGGCAAUCACAGAGGGCUUGACUGUAUCUCAAAAGUGGAGUCAGUCUAGUACCAUGGGGACUCGACUGUCUCUCUGUUUCGCAAGGAGAUGAACGUAAUGUUGUCCAGGAACUCAGCAAACCGUGUGAAAGGACGAGUAACGAGGAGUGUUGUCCGCAAUGGUCCAGUGGAGAAGGCCGUCUGUCACCUGGCGAGAAAUUGUGGCUCUUUGCUGCUGCGGUGGCCGCAGCCGAGCGGUGGAACACGCUCUCGGACUGAAGCUCAUUAGCAAAGAGGAGCAAGAGCGGGUCCUUCACUCGUACAACCCUACGGAAGAGGACGAGGAGGCUCUGUCUCAAGAGGAUCGGCAAGCAGCGGAUGCAGCUGUUUUUCCUUUUCGGAACCGCCCCUCCCUACGCUAUGUCGGGGAUGUGUACAGACUCGACGAUUUGCUCGAGCGAACGCCUUCGAGUGAAAAGGGUGGAGGCCGGGCGUGCAGCGCCUGUCGGGCCUCACUGAUUUGUCCUCUGGAGCCGGAAGGAGGUUUUGUCCUUCGGCUCCGGCCCAUUCGAGAGUCUCUGUCGAAGCGGGGAAAGGGGGAAAAGGAGAAGCUGCCGCAUGGCAGCAGCUGCCAAGUCUUGUCUGUCUUGCAUGAAUCCCCGGAGAGGUCGGAAAGAAUUACCAGCAGCAGCACCCCUGAGCGAGAGAACUUCGAGGCGAGAGGGUCGAUGCACGCUCACACGGUACGCGGGAGACGAGAGCGCUACGAUGGUGCGAGCGAGGGGACGUGGAGGACUCGUGAGAGACGAGGACAACCGGAGGAAAUCAGGAAAACGGUUUCUUUCAGCGAUUUCAGGUCUUGCGACCGCUUCACUCGACGUUCCUCACCGCGUACGCAGAGGGGCGAAGGAAUGCGGCCUUUCGGCGCAGAAGCCGGAGGCGCCGGAUUCUCAGGGGAAGACAAAGGCUUCAUCCCGCGUGUCUCUCGCCUGUCGUGGUCUACUCCUCGUUUCACUGAGAGAUCGUCCUCUGCAGGCCUGUUUCGCGCCGAAGCCACCGACAGGUUGCCGAUCGAAGGUUCCCCAAGUGUUCAGGACCUGAACCCUAUUAGAAUCACGGAGAUGGUGAAGCGGGAGAGGAAGAGCGUGGAGCACGAAGAGAGGCUAAAGCGCGGCUGCGACAACGUAUCCGCUGGAGACAGCAGUGCGAGUGAAGAAGACGAGUUCCUCUUCUUCCCCUCUCACCAGGCUAGCAUGACUGACAGGUCCGCCAGCGGUGCCGAGCGGCUCUGGAGCCGCCAGUCUGCAGCCACAGGCUCCGCGGACGAGGCGACGCUUGCAGCGGCUACGGAGGCCGCGAAGGCUGUUGCAACCUCCAGCCUGGUUCGCCGAGAGAGGCGCGCAGCUUCACUUGCAUGUGCAGCCCCGAGGGCGCGAUCUGUUCUUUUUACCGCGCGUUCUUUCUUAGACAGUCCGCGCCGAAUAAGCGCAGGACAUGCGCUCCGGCGCGCGUCGACCGGUUCCGGGGGCGAUGUACGGGCGCCAGGCUCCACCUCACAGCAUGGGGGAGAAUGGGAGCCGAUUCGAGACGAGGCAACGGGCACCGACGGCUUCCCAGAAGCAGAGGAAUGCAGACAGAGCGUGGAAGCGCAGGGGCAGAAGGCGUAUUCCUGUGAUCGCCAGAAAGCGAGGGGGCAUGGGUAUAAGCGGCGAGACUGGGUGUCAAGCACCGGUGGUCUAGGCGAUGGCGAUGGUGAAGAAGUUCAUCCCGCGUCAGAGCCAACGCGACAUCGGAUUAUCAGCAGAGGGGAAGUGGAAUCCAGUAGGAGGGCCGAUUGUGUGAGGGAGUUCGAACGUCGAGAAAGCGACUGUUUCACGGAGACAAGGGUCUCCGACUUCGUGGAUUCAUCGGGAGGGUACCUGCCUUCGCCGUUCCCCCCCGCAAGCCCGAGACGCAUGCGAUACAGUCGGCGACGAGACAACAGCGAAGGCGAGGGAGGGCAUCGAGAUUUGCCCAGUCCGGAGUCGGGACAAAUCCGCUCCGAUGACUCUGGCAUGGUCACUGCGAGGGGCGCAGUAACCGCGCGCAGUCGCAGCAGCAACGAGGAGUUCUACACGCCGAGAACGUUCCGGUCUUUCGUAUGCUCGUCUUCCACCUCUCCUUCGCCCCGAGGGACAGAUGCAGCCUGCAGCAGGUUUCAAACGUCUUCCCUUGCAGAGGCGGUCGCCGAAGUGAACUUCUUACGGAAGCUCCGUGCUGCCACCGAGCGUAUCCGCCACGCGAGUCACGCUGGAGCCGGCACAAGGGCAGACGAGACACGAGAGUCACAAGGCAUGUAAGAAAUCGAACGAGAGGAGAGUCGGGAACAAGCGCGUUUCGAGGAGGCUGCAGCAGAUGCAGCUCUAGGACGUCUGUUCAGACGUCUGAUGUGCCGGCGAUCUUUUCUUGUCCGCCAGUCAGAAUAGAGAAAUUUAACGCCUUCAGCUGUCAUAACUGCUCCAGUGUGAGACUCGCGCUUCGAAUGCAACGUUGAGACGCCCAAAACACUUCGUGGCUGCAAAUGCAAUUAAUGGAUCAGUUUGCCCCCAGACAGCCGACCAGAAUUUCUGACGCAAGCAGAACGGCGCGCUCCAGAGCUGUGGAAAUUCGCAGCUGACCCUUUCGAAAUUCCGGUUAUCUGUCUUCCUCAAAGUCGCUAGUGAACGUGUUGUGGAGGUGUGCAGCGAGAAUGCCGAAAAAUGUCACGGAAUGCUCAGUUUUCUGUUCAGACCCAGCGCCCUCGCUCGAUCAUGUGCUGAGAAGUGGAAACAGAAAAUAAUGGCCCCGGGCGCCUGCUGAGAGUCAACCAGCAGACUCUGUCAGAAGAAGGAAGGGGGAAAGGGGAACAGACAACACCGAGGUCGACUGUGUCAAGACAGAAACCGAAAACCAGCACCGCUGGUAUUCUGGUCCCCGCUCCUGAGGAAAAAUUAUGUUUCAUCAGGGUGUUCGCUGUUUUCCUACGUUCUGUGUUGCACCCCUUCCGUCUGUGCCGAUCGUCGCAUCUCGCCGUAUCCCCAUUGGCGCGGGAGUUUUCAGAUUUGCGCUCCGGAGGGCUGGCUGGCAAGCACGGCUUUUGCUGUUGGUCUCUAGCUCGAAAAACGGUACUUUUCAAUCCUUUGCUCAAUAGGCGUGUCUUCUUCCCGUUGAGAUGCUUGUUACGAAAGGGGGUACAGAAAAGGCCGGCAAGAGGAUUCGACGUGACGUUCGAGAGUGAUCGCGGACCCCCCCAUCUCAAUCAGGCGUUGGACGAAAAGCUCUCGAAAAGGGUGUUGGUGUGUUCAGUGCAGUGUCAGCGGCGCAUACUUUCUCGCGUGGUUCGGCCAGCCGUCGUGUUGACCAAGUCCGUUUGAGACAUUCAGAGUCGGAAAACCGAACACACAGACUGAACAAACCGUGUAUCAGCUGAGCUGCGUGGCGG
Molecule: messenger RNA, 4920 nt
Organism: Toxoplasma gondii ME49
Lineage: Eukaryota; Apicomplexa; Conoidasida; Eucoccidiorida; Sarcocystidae
Exons: 3
Coding region: 1640-3799 (719 amino acids)
Source: RefSeq, a predicted model, not a curated record